AUGAUGAUGCAUAGGGAAUAUCGCAGGGAUGAUGAAAAAUAUCGAGGAAUUAUUAUUUCUGAAGAAACUUUAAAUAUUUUGAGGAUGUGCUGCAAAAUAUUAGUUUCCAGAUUAAUAAAAACCCAUUGGCGAAUGUCUUGGCAUGGGUGCUUACUCCCCCCUCCGUUAGCGAACAAAAUCAUUGGAAAAAUUUUAUUUUUUGUCCAAAAGCCCACCCUCUAUGAGAGAACAAAACACUUUUUGAAGUAAUAUUUCUCAGGUCAAAUCUCUGAUUUAGCUGUGAUAAAUUGUAA
Blepharisma stoltei is the source of this 293-nucleotide messenger RNA. NCBI's taxonomy places the organism in Eukaryota, Ciliophora, Heterotrichea, Heterotrichida, Blepharismidae. The record is from the annotation of a GenBank genome assembly.